Acomys russatus (golden spiny mouse) is the source of this 1848-nucleotide messenger RNA. It is a transcript of the gene Tinag, whose product is annotated as tubulointerstitial nephritis antigen. Gene Ontology annotation, biological process: proteolysis. Gene Ontology annotation, molecular function: cysteine-type peptidase activity. The transcript is spliced from 10 exons. The coding region runs from base 185 to 1498 and encodes 437 amino acids. The record is from RefSeq and is a predicted model, not a curated record. Gene Ontology annotation, cellular component: lysosome. Lineage: Eukaryota; Metazoa; Chordata; Mammalia; Rodentia; Muridae.
UCUUGUGCAAACACUGAAAGUUUUUUAAAAUUAAUGUUUAACUCGAAGAGACUCAAGUAAAGAAUGAGUCUCAAGGUCCAGGCUGAGGUGUCCUGAUGACCAGUGACCAGGCUUCAGGGAUAACCCCCCAAGACUAAAGGAAUCAGAGGUGGCUGAGAGUGGAAGCUGAACCGACGUCCAGAGAAUGUGGACCGGAUAUAAGAUCUUAAUCUUCUGGUGUCUGACGGCAGAAAUUUGUGCAGAGGCUCACUAUUUAUCUCAAAGAGAACUGGAUCCAGGGCUGCGAUUCUCUAGAAAUCACACCAUUUUCCAAGGUACUCGGCGCAAAAGGGCCAUUUUCCAAGGGCAGUACUGUAGGCGCUUUGGCUGUUGUGAAGCCAGAGAUGAUGGCUGUGUCACUGAGUUCUAUGAGGCCAAUGCACUGUGUUACUGCGACAGCUUCUGUGAGCGGGAUAACUCUGAUUGCUGUCCUGAUUACAAGUCAUUUUGCCGAGAGGAAAAAGAACCGCCACCUCUCCAGCAGCCUUUAGAGCCAGAAGGUUGCUCCAGAGAUAGCCAACAUUACGAAGAAGGAUCGGUCAUUAAGGAAAACUGCAACUCCUGUACAUGUUCAGGACAGCAAUGGAAAUGCUCCCAGCAUGUAUGCCUUGUCCACCCACAAUUAAUUGACCACAUCAAUAAAGGGGACUAUGGAUGGACAGCACAGAACUAUAGCCAAUUCUGGGGAAUGACUUUAGAAGAAGGGUUCAAAUUUCGCCUUGGCACCUUGCCACCUAGCCCCAUGCUUCUGAGCAUGAAUGAAAUGACCGCAUCUUUUCCUCCCAGAGAUGAUCUUCCUGAAGUCUUCAUUGCCUCUUAUAAGUGGCCUGGAUGGACCCAUGGUCCAUUGGAUCAAAAAAACUGUGCUGCGUCCUGGGCUUUUUCUACUGCAAGUGUAGCAGCUGACCGCAUAGCAAUUCAGUCCAAAGGUCGAUACACAGACAAUCUCUCCCCUCAGAAUUUGAUCUCUUGUUGUGCCAAGAACCGUCACGGAUGCAACAGUGGAAGCAUUGAUAGGGCCUGGUGGUUCCUGAGAAAACGUGGACUGGUAUCUCAUGCAUGCUACCCACUUUUCAAGGAUCAAAAUAUUACCAAUAUCUGUGCUAUGGCAAGUAGAUCAGAUGGGCGGGGAAAGCGGCAUGCCACAAAGCCAUGCCCCAACAGCUUCGAGAAGUCCAACAAGAUUUACCAGUGUUCUCCCCCAUACCGAGUCUCUUCCAAUGAAACUGAAAUUAUGAGAGAAAUCAUACAAAAUGGACCAGUUCAAGCCAUAAUGCAAGUCCAUGAAGAUUUCUUCUAUUAUAAGUCAGGAAUAUACAGACAUGUUGUCGGCACCGAUAAAGAAUCAGAGAAGUAUAGAAAACUUCGGACACAUGCAGUCAAACUCACUGGAUUGCUGCCAAUUCCUGGGGAAAGUCUUGGGGAGAGAAUGGCUAUUUCAGGAUUCUUCGAGGAGUAAAUGAGUCUGACAUUGAAAAAUUGAUUAUCGCAGCAUGGGGCCAACUGACAAGUUCAGAUGAUCCAUAGCUAUCAGAUUUCCAUAAGGCCGUGCGAUGUAAGGCUCUCUGUGCCAGCGGAUGCUUCGUGCAUUUGCCGUGUGCACAGAACACACACAGCCUGUUUUCUUGUUUUACUCCAGGCUCUAACCUUCUGCUGUCUUCAUAUUAAUGAGUAUAUUAAAAUACUAAUAAAAGAAAGAUGGCCGCGUGUCAUUGAAGUUCACUGGGUGUAAUUAUUUUGCUCUCAUGGUGGUGCUUCUUUUGAGUUUAAUUGUUCACAGUGUGACAAGAUUAGUUUUCAAAUUUAAUA